Mauremys mutica (yellowpond turtle) is the source of this 9362-nucleotide messenger RNA. It is a transcript of the gene KLHL24, whose product is annotated as kelch like family member 24. The record is from RefSeq and is a predicted model, not a curated record. Bases 426 to 2228 code for a protein of 600 amino acids. Gene Ontology annotation, molecular function: protein binding. NCBI's taxonomy places the organism in Eukaryota, Metazoa, Chordata, Testudines, Geoemydidae. The transcript has 8 exons.
CUUUGUUUUGAGUUGAGCUGGAGCUAGAGAGUCAGACCUAAAACAAAAAAGGCAGAGCAAGAGCACAAGCAGCUGCCCCAGGUCGCAGCACCAGCGAAUCUGCGGGAGGCAGGACUGAGAGAACAACUGUUUGUGGAGGAUCUAGGCUCCGUCUUCACUAGCAACGUUAAAGUUCUCCCCGCGCUAUAAAAAACCACCUCCAGGAGGGGAAUAGCUACCAGCGCUGUGCCGCGACUACACAAGCCACGUUAAAGAUUGCUGGGUGAAGACGUUGCCAAUGAAGAUGUGCCCAUAGUAAAGCCUUGACCCUCUUUUGCAGAACAGAAUCUCCCCAGUAUAGACAGAUCCUGAAUUGCAUCCAUAGCACUGUAAAGAAGACACUCAGAAAUCUUUUCUCAAUGAUUCUAUAGUCAACGGAUGUAACAAUGGUACUAAUACUGGGCCGCAGACUGAAUAGAGAGGAUAGCGGGGUCCGUGAUUCCCCUGCAACCAAACGUAAAGUUUUUGAAAUGGACCCAAAGUCCUUAUCAGGUCAUGAGUUUUUUGACUUCUCAUCAGGAUCAUCCCAUGCUGAAAGCAUACUCCAGAUCUUCAAUGAGUUUAGAGACAGCCGCUUGUUCACAGAUGUAAUUAUCUGUGUGGAAGGAAGAGAGUUUCCCUGUCAUCGAGCUGUUCUCUCAGCCUGCAGUAGCUACUUCAGAGCUAUGUUUUGCAAUGAUCACAGAGAAAGCAGAGAAAUGUUGGUGGAGAUCAAUGGCAUUUUUGCUGAAGCUAUGGAUUGCUUUUUACAGUACGUGUAUACUGGCAAGGUGAAAAUCACUACAGAGAAUGUGCAAUAUAUCUUUGAAACCUCAAGUCUCUUUCAAAUUAGUGUUCUGCGUGAUGCUUGUGCCAAGUUCCUGGAAGAGCAGCUGGAUCCUUGUAACUGCCUGGGAAUCCAGCGUUUUGCUGAUACACACUCACUAAAGACACUCUUCACCAAAUGCAGAAAUUUUGCACUGCAGACAUUUGAGGAUGUUUCUCAGCAUGAAGAAUUUCUCGAGCUUGGGAAAGAUGAGCUCAUUGAUUAUAUUUGUAGUGAUGAGUUGGUGAUCAGUAAAGAAGAGAUGGUUUUUGAAGCAGUUAUGCGCUGGGUUUACCGUGCUGUUGAUCUGAGAAGGCCAGUGUUACAGGAACUUCUAACACAUGUGAGACUCCCUUUAUUACAUCCUAACUAUUUUGUACAGACAGUGGAAGUGGAACAGCUGAUUCAGAAUUCUCCAGAGUGUUAUCAGCUGCUGCAUGAAGCAAGAAGAUACCACAUACUUGGAAAUGAAAUGAUGUCCCCAAGAACUAGACCACGCAGAUCAACUGGUUAUUCUGAGGUGAUAGUCAUUGUCGGAGGCUGUGAACGAGUUGGGGGGUUUAAUCUGCCAUACACUGAAUGCUACGAUCCUGUGACAGGAGAAUGGAAGUCACUGGCUAAGCUCCCAGAAUUUACCAAGUCUGAAUAUGCAGUGUGUGCUUUACGGAAUGAUAUUCUUGUUUCAGGUGGAAGAAUUAACAGCCGUGAUGUGUGGAUUUAUAACUCUCAGCUUAACAUUUGGAUCAGAGUUGCUUCCCUAAACAAAGGCAGAUGGCGUCAUAAAAUGGCUGUCCUUCUUGGUAAAGUGUAUGUAGUUGGAGGGUAUGAUGGGCAAAGUCGACUCAGCAGUGUAGAAUGUUACGAUUCAUUUUCCAAUCGAUGGACAGAGGUAGCUCCACUUAAAGAAGCAGUGAGUUCUCCAGCAAUAACCAGCUGUGUAGGCAAAUUGUUUGUGAUUGGUGGAGGUCCUGAUGACAACACGUGCUCUGACAAGGUUCAAUCAUAUGAUCCCGAUACUAAUUCUUGGUUGCUCCGUGCAACUAUCCCCAUUGCAAAGAGAUGCAUAACAGCUGUAUCUCUAAACAAUCUAAUCUAUGUCGCGGGAGGGCUCACCAAGGCAAUUUACUGCUAUGAUCCAGUUGAGGAUUAUUGGAUGCAUGUACAGAAUACAUUCAGCAGACAGGAAAAUUGUGGCAUGUCUGUGUGUAACGGCAAAAUCUAUAUCCUUGGUGGAAGACGAGAAAAUGGAGAAGCCACAGACACCAUUCUUUGUUAUGAUCCUGCAACAGGCAUCAUCACGGGAGUAGCAGCCAUGCCCAGGCCAGUAUCGUAUCAUGGCUGUGUGACUAUUCAUAGAUACAAUGAAAAAGGCUUUAAACUGUAAAGAAAGGAAAUCUUACGAAAGAAUGCAGUGCCUUGGUACAGGACAGAAUUUCAAAGAUUCAUAAAAUGGGAAACUGACUUUUCCUUCAGUGUCAUAUGAAACUAAAUAUCCAUGUGCCUUUUAAAACAAAAUGUUUUCAGUUAAUUAAAAGGUAAAAAAAAAAAUAUCUACAAACAUAUCCAGGACCCAUUCAGCCAUUUCUGGCAUGAUAGAAGUGAACUAAUAUUUACAUAGUUUUCCCCUUUUUUGUGAUCAGUAAUUAAAAUUUGGGAUGUUGUGUAGGUAGGAAUGUGCCUUCACAAAUAGCUGUGCCUAUAUUUUAAGGACUGAUGUCUGUAUUAUUUUUUCAGUUAUUUCAGAGUCUGUUAAUUGAAAAUAUUUAACCAAAUCGACCUACAAAAAAUGUGUUGGUUUAAAAGAGUGCAUAUCAUUCUGAUCAACAGGCAUGAUGCAGUGUUGUUGUAGCCAUGCUGGUCCCAGGAUAUUAGAGAGACAGAGUGGGUGAGGGCAAUAUCUUUUAUUGGGCCAACUUCUGUUGGUGAGAAAGACAAGCUUUUGAGAUUAUAUAGAGCUGAAGAAGAGUAGUGUGUAAGUUCAAAAGCUUGUCUCUCUCACCAGAAGAAGUUGGUCCAAUAGAAGAUAUUAUCUCACUCACCUUGUCAGAAUUAUGUUCUUUUAUCAGAAAAUUUCUUGGCUUACCAAAUAGACUUUUUCAUGAUCACCCACUACUAUAGAUUUUUUUAAAUGCAAUGCUUCAUAGGAAAUAAAUAUUAAAAUCUUUGAGAAAUAAUGUUCCUCUGUAAAUGGAUAGGGAAUAGAGUGGCAUCAUGGUUGUUCUCUGAGCUACUGCAAAAAGUUGCAGUAACUAUUGUUUUCAUAGUAACAGACCUUAGUGUUGCUAAUAAUUUAUUAUAAGUCGUACAAAUACUGGACUACAUGCAUAUGGAAAAAUAAUGACCCUUGCAGCAUAGGCACACUUCUGUGAAGCAGUUUUGUAUCCCAGUUCUGACCUCCUUGAGUUGUAGAGCUGAAGUCUGCUAGUUCCUGGUAUCAUUCUUUGCUAACUGCAAGGUACCUUUCAUCAUUCUACUGCAUGAAUAGACCCCUAGUCAAGGGGAUAUUCUAACUUCAUGAAUUCCACAGUGUAAACUCUGUGUUGAUAGAAAGAGCUAGGGACUACAGGCCUAACUCUGCUGUUUUAUAAAUUGAUCUUUGUGGUACCUCGUUAUGCGAAGUUCCAGGAUAUCUGCCAACUCUGUUUCUACAGAUUUCUUCAGACAAUCACCUUUUCCAGUGCUAUUGAGCUCCGAUAAACCCUGUAGGGGGCACGUGUGGACCUGAAAAUUUCCCCACAUCACCAGAACACUACCCAGGGACCCGUCCAUUUAACCAUGUGACUGUGUGAGGAGUAUAUUUUAACUUGUUUAGUUUUGAAGGCUUAGAGACUUCCAAAGUAUCCUCUGAAAUUUUGGCCCAUUGCUUUUCAAUGAAACUGAAAAUCUUGCUGAAGAUAUUCCUCCCAUUCCUGCUUAGAUCUCUAUAACAGAACUAUAUGUUUGUAUAGUUGGGGCACAAAUUCAUGAAACUGUACAUAGAGCUUUGGAGUUUGCAUGUGGAAGGGACGCUCGCUCCUUGCACCAAUUUCCCACCAGAAGGCAGGAAGUUACACCAUAUCCUCUAUCCCCAUGAAGUCUCUCCUUACUUUAAGAACAUAAGAAUGGCCAUACUGGGUCAGAACAAGGGUCCAUCCAGCCCAGCAUCCUGUCUGCUGACAGUGGCCAAUGCCAGGUGCCCCAGAGGGAGUGAACCUAACAGGCAAUGAUCAAGUGAUCUCUUUCCUGCCAUCCAUCUCCACCCUCUGACAAACAGAGACUAGGGACACCAUUCCCUUUGAACUCCCUUUAUGAGGAAUUCUGAGGAUAGCUGCCAGCCAGGAAAGCAGACAGUACUGGAGCAGAUGAACACAAAGGGCCUCUUCAAGGACAACCCUAAUCUCUAGCAGACCCAGGAGAUUUAUGGGUUCUGAACUCUUUGUUCAGUCUGUAGGGAAUAGGAACAAACCAAAUGUCCGGAACAUAAUCUGUUCUCCUUGGAAUUUCUUCUCCAUCUCCUUCCCACAAGUUUUCCCAUGAAAUAGGUAUUCUGGCUCUUGGCGUGGAAAUGACUCAUUUAGAGAGUCAUCAUUUUCAGUACUGAGUUACUGGUGACAUUAUAAAGGAGCACUGAGCAUUAACUGCGCAUUGUGCCUUUUCAUUUGUAACCUCAGGAAUGUAUGCAGAUACUGAGGUAACUAGUGAAUCAGUCCCUGAGUGUAUACACCCAGGUGGACCUAAAUUGGAAGAAAUGGAGUAGUGUAAGAAAAGUGAAUCAGAUAAAUUAAUCGUUUUCUGGAUUUCUUGGGUCCCUGUUCACCAAGCCAGACUUUGAAAAUAUAAUUCCAGCACCCGUGAAUAAGGUCCAUUGACAGCAAUGGUAGUUUCAAAGUAACUGUUUUGUAGUAACAUGGUAAAUAGUUUGUGCCAUCUUUGUAAGUGAAAACAUAAUUAUGGAAGGAACACCUGAUUAGAAAUAAGAUAUUAAGAUAGAUUUCCAUUUCCCCCAACUUCCUUCCUUUUUGUAUUAAGAUACUGACUGUUGAUUGUUAUAGUAAUCUGUUCUGAAAUGUUUUUUAUUUAGUAGAUAUAUUAUAAUGUUAUUUGUGUGGUGAUUACUUUUUAUUUGUGUUCAUAAGACUCUGUAAAUACAAACACAUUGUUUUCCUUGUGUCUGAAGAUUCAGUUUAGAAUGUUGUCUUUUCUAUGUUAACUGUUUACAUGUAUCUUAUUACUGUUACAUAUUAAUUUUGAAAGUAGCUGUUUACUAUACUAGUAAAUACAGACAUUUAGAUGUAGAAGAAACUUUUUUGCAUGCAGCUUUUUAGACCCUGUACCAGUAAUGGAAGAGUUAGUGUGUUGAGUAUAGCUAAAAUGGCAGAAGUAAUUUAUGCAGUAAUUCCUUUUUAAGUGAACAGUCAAUAUUUAAUAUUUUUGACUCAGUACAUAUAUAGUUGAAGUUAUCACCCAUUCUGUCAAAAUAAUAAUUUUUAAAAUGUAAAAGAAAACUACUUGUUAUUGAAAAUCUAACAUGUUCUGGAGGGAUCUAUUAUAUAUGGAGCCACUUUCUUGGGUCACUUGUUCUCCAAGACAUUUCAGUUAGGGACAGAUGGAUUCAAAGAUUCACCAUCAUGCAAACCCAUUUGAUUGGAUCUUACGUGCCCUGAUGGACACACAAAAAAAUCUACUUGCAUUCCUUGAGAGAAGAUACAGAAGUACCUUUCAGUAUAAUCAAAAGAUCUUCAUGAUGAAAAGUCACAACUUGUGCUAGCUCCCAGGGAAUGAGAUCUUCUCAAGGAUAUAAUUUCAAAAUAGCUAUGUUUGGGAAGCAGGGCAAAAUCUUUUCUAGCUAUUCCACCCAUUUAAAAACUCACUGUGAAGUGUUUAUUUAAUAUUUAGCUAACAGAGAAAAGUAAUUUCCUUAAAUCUCAUAGCUUUAAAAGAAGCUAGAUUAAAUGUUUUCCUUCUGAGUUUUGAUGUUCAUGAGCUUUGUCACUCCACUUUUCGGAAUCUUGGCAUUGACUGAAAAGAACAUUGGUACUUAAUUGCAACUUGAUUUAAUUUAAGUAGUGCAUCCUAGGGAGGUCUACAACCUUUUGCUUUUAAACACAGCAUGCAUGACAUCAGUUUUAUAGUCAUCAGCACGUUGUGUUUCCUAGAGUCUAGUAGUUACUCAUUUUCUGGUCAGGUCGCUCAUACCCCGUAUGCCUUCAGAGUAGGCUGAACUUGUGGGACCUCUUCCAUUUGUACCAUUGGAUAGUUCAUCUUGCAGUGUGUGCAUCCUAUAUGAUCCAAGGAUUAAGCACUGUGUUUUCUCUCCUAACAGUGGAAGUUCAACAUAUUACUGAUUUUUCCUCAUUCACUAAUACAACAGCAUUAAAAAUUGUUUUGAUAUUCUUACUCCAUGGUGCACAGAUACCUUUAAUUCAGGAGAUGUUGAUAUGGACUCCUCCUAUAUUAAUUCACCCAGAAUUUUUAUAGGAUUUUCAACACUCUGUAAGCUUCAGGGAAAGGAUGAUGAUGGAGGAAAAGGAAGUGUUCAUCUUCACAGAGGAGAAGUUCAAAGAGGAAACUUUGGACAUCUGUGCUUUAAAGCAGGAGACACUGGUGAUUGUUAGCUAUUCUCUAGAAGACAGACUGAGUUCACUGCCUUAUCUUGUGUGAUUAGUCAGGUUAUCCUGCUUAAAUUGAUAAGGUGCCAGGACACAAGAUGAGAAAUAAUCAAUUUCUUACUAUUUAAGACUCUUCUCCUCCUCCACAAUGUGUUGAUGGUGCACUGGACCUUCAUUGUUCCCUACCAUAAAGGGGAGAUGAUGGAGUUAUAAACUAAUUCUCAUUCCAGUUCAGAAGAAAAUUAAUAGAAAGAAUCUGAAUAGAUGGGUAGGAGAGGUAACAGAUAAAUUCCAGUGCAUUCAUUUGAUAGUUGAGGUUGCUGUAACCAGGACUUUCUAGACACUCUUACUGUUCAUGAUCUCAGAUAUUGACUCAUUUAACAAAACAACAUCAUGUUUGGCAACUUGUUGUCUUCAGCUUCAGAGAAAAAGAUGCACAUGUUGAUAUGCUUGUGGUCCUUUUAGUGAUGAAGCUCAGGAGGGUUCAGUUUUCGUACUUGCUCAAUUUGGACAAUGUUUUCUUUACUGUUGGUAAUAGGUAAUAAGGUAAUAACUGGAGAUAUACCAAUCUCCUAGAACUGGAAGGGACCUUGAAAGGUCAUCUAGUCCAGCCCCCUGCCUUCACUAGCAGGACCAAUUUUUGCCCCAGAUCCUUAAGUGGCCUCCUCAAGGAUUGAACUUACAACCCUGGGUUUAGCAGGCCAAUGCUUAAACCACUGAGCUAUCCCUCCCUCCCCAAUUGAAUCACCAAUUCAAGCAGAUUAUAAAACUUGCUAGACUUUUGGCCUGGUCUACACUGGGUUGUGGGGGUGGGGGUCGAUGUAAGAUACGCAACUUCAGCUACGAGAAUAGCGUAGCUGAAGUUGACGUAUCUUAUUUCGACUUACCUCCCGUCCUCACAGUGUGAAAUCGACGGCCAUGGCUCAUCUGUCGACUCCGCUUCCGCCUCUCGCCCUGGUGGAGUUCCGGAGUUGACGGGGAGCACCUUCGGGGAUUGAUUUAUCGAUUCUAGGCGAGACGCGAUAAAUCGAUCCCUGAUAGAUCGAUCGCUACCCGCUGAUCCGGCAGGUAGUGUGGACAUACCCUUUGUCACUCAGAAGCAAGGCAGAUGUUUUCAUUUGAACUUAUUCUUUUGCACAUGAGAAGGUACAAAUUAAAUUUGUUGGUGUGCCUGAUUAAAAAGUCUCUGUCCUAAGUACUGAAAGAGAAUCUGUUAGGCAAGGUAUAAUUUCAGGUAGAAGUUUGAUAUCUGGCAUGGAGCCAAAUAAUUAUAUUCACAUAUCUUGCAUACAAGUGUUUUGUUGUUGUUGUUUUUACAUAGUCUAGCCUUCAGGUAGCCUCAGUAAAAAUCCCCUGCAAUCUUAGCUUUUUCUGAAUGUCCAGAUUCAAUCAAUACUAUUGCAAAAAUAGAAGCCAGCCUUCCACUGUCCCUCCAGGCCAGAUCUGUCAGUCACGAGUUCUCAAGGCACUGACAACACAUGGCAGCAGUUUUUCAUAACUGAUGUUAUGUACAAGAGUCCAGGUAACUUAGAAGUGUGUAUCCAUAGAUAACAUUGCCUGAGAGUUUUAUUUACAGGAAAUUCUCCUCUUUAUCAUAUCAUAAUGCUUCAGUCAAUAUUUUUAAUUAUUUGUGUGUAUGUAUUAUGUGUGUGUGAUUAGAUUUUCUGAUCAUUUUAUGAUAGUGCUUAUGAUGAUCUUUUACAAAAAUGAUAAAUAGGUAAAGUCACUGUGUGCUGCAUGUAGAUUGCUGUACUUAAGUGAUGGUGGCAGAUAUGUAAUUGCAGCUUCUUUUGUACCACUGGUUCCAAAGAAAAGAAUGUGUUUAAAGUUGCCAAAAUAUGUGUGCCUUGAACUCACUAAUAUUUCAUCUACUUUCAGUAUGAGCUUGUAUUGUUCCUCCCGAAUAUUUUGUGAAGGUCAGUUUUACUGCCCAGAACAGUAAUGUCUUUGUCAAUGACAGUAAUCUCUACAUUCAUUUAUUUAAAGCACAAUUAAAUCAAUUUAUGCAGAAUAUGUAAAUUUUGGGUUUUUUUAAAGUGAUGGGGGAUUUAAUUGUUGGGGGGAUGUAAUAGGGUGCUUUUUCCAUUCUCUAUUUUCUGUUUCCAGAACUCCCACUGUGACAAAGGAGAGUAAUGUUGCUGGUUUUAGCCAACUGUCCUUAAUGUGUACAGUGCAUUUUUUGUUAGUAUCUUAGUUCAGGACUUGGCUGAAAUUUCUGUCAGAAAUAUCUUGUUUAGGACAACACAUUUCCCGCUCCGUCCCCUUCCCUCCCCCUCCCACCCCGAAGUAUGUAAUAUGAAGCAACUGUAUAAUGCAACCUGGCAAUAAGUGAGACUAAGAGACUUGAAUACAAUGUAUUGGUAUUCAUUUCAUAUGAGUGAGCACAUGACACAAGUGUCUAUUCUCCUUUCAGUGCACACCCACAUCAUAACUUUGAGUCAUAUUAAUAGGCGUUACCUCUCCAGCGAAAGAGAAUACACCCACUAAACAACAGAUAUACUUUCCUCACCUGGGGUUAUGUUUUGUGUUUUCCUUUUUGGAAGCAGUUCAUUGAUGUUGUUGGGUUUUGUGUGUGUGUGUGGGGUGGGGGGUGUUGGCCAGUUUCCUUAUGUACAAAACAUUAAAACAUUUUGUUCCACCAAGAGCUAAUGUCAUUUUCAGGAACAAAUUGGUACAGCACAAAUCAGAUCUGAACAAAAGUGAAGACCACUUAACAUGUACCAGAAUCAGCUGAAUAUUACCUUGCACAAAGCCAGUUUUAGAGAUCUUCACUUUAUGUUGGCUGUGGAAAAAGAUGCCUUUUUGUAAUGUAGCACAGAAUUUCAAUAACAUGUUAUGUACUUGUUAUAUUUAAAUGUAUUUCUUGCAUAAUUCUUUUUUAAAAAAAUUAAGGUCAGUGUAUCUAAUAAACAUUUGUCUUUUGAAUAUUG